CGGCGACUUCAGUUGAUUACCUGUCUUUUCUUUGCUAUCCAAUGGAUAUUCACUGCAAAGCAGACCCCUUCUCCGCCAUGCACCGGCAUGGCGGAGUGAACCAGCUGGGCGGCGUGUUCGUGAACGGCAGGCCGCUACCGGACGUCGUGCGGCAGAGAAUCGUGGAGCUCGCGCAUCAGGGAGUGAGACCGUGCGACAUAUCGCGACAAUUGAGGGUCAGUCACGGAUGCGUCAGCAAGAUCCUGGGCAGGUACUAUGAGACUGGCAGUAUAAAGCCCGGAGUGAUCGGGGGCUCCAAACCGAAAGUGGCCACUCCAAAAGUUGUGGAUAAAAUAGCGGACUAUAAGAGACACAAUCCCACGAUGUUCGCGUGGGAGAUCCGGGACCGACUGCUGGCGGAGGGCAUCUGCGACAACGACACCGUGCCCAGCGUCUCCUCCAUCAACAGGAUUAUCCGCACUAAAGUUCAACAACAGUACCACCCCUCUCCUGAUGGAACAUCUCUCUCAACACCAGGACACACUAUAGUCCCUAGCACAGCUUCCCCUCCAGUAUCGAGCGGAUCCAGUGAUCCUGUGGGCUCAUACUCUAUCAAUGGUAUUCUUGGCAUCCCUCGCUCCAAUGGAGAGAAGAGGAAAAGAGAUGAUGAUGGUUCUGAGGGUUCAGGGCAGAACAGUGACUCCCAGGGCAGUGUCGAAAGCCUGAGGAAACAUCUACGUGCUGAUGCCUUUACACAACAACAGCUGGAGGCCUUGGAUCGAGUGUUUGAGCGACCGGCCUACCCUGACGUCUUCUCUAGCUCAGAGCACAUCAAACCAGAACAGACUAGUGAGUAUGCCCUUCCCGCACUAAACCCAGGACUGGAUGAGGUGAAACCCAGCCUGUCGUCCAGCAGUUCUUCAGACCUGGGUGCCAGCGUGUCCCAAAGCUACCCUGUAGGUAGAGAUAUGGCCAACACAACCUUACCUGGGUAUCCUCCUCACGUCCCCCCUACAGGACAGGGCAGCUACCCAACAUCCACACUGGCAGGAAUGGUUCCUGGGAGCGAAUUUUCAGGGAAUCCCUACACUCACCCACAGUAUACAGCAUACAACGAGGCCUGGCGCUUCAGCAACCCUGCUCUACUGAGUUCCCCUUAUUAUUAUAGUGCAUCCCGAGCCUCUGCACCACCAGCUGCUGCCGCUGCUUACGACCGCCACUAGACACCAUGCAAACCAAACUCAGCAUCGCCUCAGACUUCCUGUUGUGCCAGUGUGAAUGAAGAAACAGACUGCACAAGAGCUGCUUAGAACAUGUCAUAUAAUGAUGAACGAGCCAAUAAGGACAUCAGAUGGCUCACCCACAUGCAGCCAUCCAAAUGAACUUUAAUUCCAAACAGCAAAUGCUUACACUGGGGGUCCACAUAUCAAAGACUAUUGAGAAACCUUGUGAUGAAUUAUAUAAAUGUGGAAACUGACACAAUAAGGCAAAUUGAAUCAACGGAUUUUGGUUUUCUUUUUCAUUUUUUCCCCUUUAUUGUUAUGAAUGAAAAUCUUCUGUUCUGUGACCAUCACUCAGCAACAUUUCCUUGUUCAUAUCAUAUCUCUGUCUUUGUCUAUUUCUCUCUCUCUCUCUCUCUCUCUCUCUCUCUCAACUGUGCAAUGCAGUAUUAUUCAUCUGGACUCACUUGGUACUUGGUGCUUCUUUACAUAUACACAUACUCAAAUAUACAAAGGAACAUACCUGAACUCAGCUUGUCAGCUCCUCCAUCUUCAGUUCAAAGCUUGAAUAGAUGAACUAAGGAGUAACAGAAAAAAACAGUGAUAAUGUGACAAAAAAAAGAAAAAUGAAGAGAUUUAUCUAUAAGAAAGGACAAGCCUCACUUCUAUUCACCCAGACUGGGGAAUUAGUAAGUAUAUAUUCCUAACUUAAUUUUUGCAUUAACCUUUUUUAUAUAAACUUGCAGGCUUAAUCCUAAAUGACAAUGCAGUAUGCAUGAUUUAUUUUUGUUAACUGUGUGAAUUUUCUGAAUGGCAACACCAGGUGUUAUUAUUUUCCCUUAAUUUUUGCACUACACAUCGUUCUUACUUCAAAUAUACACUGGUCCCCAAUAUUAAAUAUCUUAUCAAUUUGUAAUUACAUUGAAAAGAGAGGUAAUGAAAGGAUCUAGUGUAAACCAUGCUGUAAAUUAUUAUGUAAACUCCUGGCAGCUUGUGUUACGUAUAAACAAACAAACAAACAAACAAACAAACAAAAAACAGUCUGUCCACUGAUAUGAAACAGUUUAUACUAUAUUUAAUGUAGCUUUGACUGAAGGAUUGAAAGGCACAUUAUAAAGAAUUACAUCACAUGAACUACUGAUAAAACAUGGCAUCUAAUGCUCAAAACAUGUUUACAAAACAUUUCAUCUGUUCCAUACUUUCAAAAUAUCUUUAAAUUCUGUGCUAUAUCUGACACUGUGGCAGAUAAUGAAUUAUUGAUUUCUUAGUAGCUCAAAAUUGGCUCAAUGCUUAAGCCUAAACUUCCAGAUAAGAAAAAAAUCCUGUGCUUUAGGAUGAUCCAACUUUAUUUUUAAAAAAGAGGAGGAAGUUAUUUUAACCUAACACUUUAAGUGCAAUUGCUUGUCAUUCAGAACUUCUACACAAUCCCUUUCACAUCAAAUCAACCAUGCUCGAUUGGAUGGGAAUUUCAUGGCACACAAAUGUUUGACAUAAUUAACGAUAAUAUAUCAGAACAUACAUUACACUUGCCAAAGAAUUUUGUUUAAUGUUUGAUUUGCAGUCUAAUGUAUUGUGAUAACAGUAUUAUGGUAAAACCAUUUUUAAUAUGUACCUAUGCAGAGGAAAAACA
This is a messenger RNA of Clarias gariepinus (North African catfish), 2829 nucleotides long. It is a transcript of the gene pax2b, whose product is annotated as paired box 2b. Gene Ontology annotation, biological process: regulation of transcription by RNA polymerase II; anatomical structure development. Gene Ontology annotation, molecular function: DNA-binding transcription factor activity, RNA polymerase II-specific; RNA polymerase II cis-regulatory region sequence-specific DNA binding. The transcript is spliced from 10 exons. The coding region runs from base 42 to 1202 and encodes 386 amino acids. The record is from RefSeq and is a predicted model, not a curated record. NCBI's taxonomy places the organism in Eukaryota, Metazoa, Chordata, Actinopteri, Siluriformes, Clariidae.